Anarrhichthys ocellatus (wolf-eel) is the source of this 6778-nucleotide messenger RNA. It is a transcript of the gene pam, whose product is annotated as peptidylglycine alpha-amidating monooxygenase. The record is from RefSeq and is a predicted model, not a curated record. The transcript has 25 exons. NCBI's taxonomy places the organism in Eukaryota, Metazoa, Chordata, Actinopteri, Perciformes, Anarhichadidae. Gene Ontology annotation, molecular function: copper ion binding; protein binding; peptidylglycine monooxygenase activity. Gene Ontology annotation, cellular component: membrane; extracellular region. Gene Ontology annotation, biological process: peptide metabolic process. Bases 620 to 3277 code for a protein of 885 amino acids.
UAAGGCGAUAACAUAAGAUAUUGAACAUUAUUUAGCGUAUUUCACUAACGUACCUGUAGCUACGUGGGUUCACAUGGUGUUGUGACUCAGCACUCACGAAAACAACUCAUCCACUGCUCGUUCAACUGCGUCACUAUAUCGGCUGGAAUUCCACCAGCAGCCGGAAUAAGAAAAAGAAAACAGAUUUGCAGAAUAAUAGCACUAUAUUUAAGGAACUUGGUAUUUGACUAUACAAAUGCACUAAACGUAUUAUUUGUCAUUCCACAUUCGUGGGAACAUAUACAUCCAUAGAAUUGCUCAGUUCCAGACCUCUACGUCACCACUCGUAUGAGGAAGCGAGGCAACAUCCGGACACAAACAAACACAUAAUCAGGUAGUAAUGCAAUCGACACAGACCCUGUCGCUAAAAGGCUCAUCUAUGUAAGUGAGUGCGUGUAGUUUCUGUGAGCUUCACCUUUGUAGAGAUGAAGCUUUUAUUGUGAAAAGUGGAAGUGUGGUUGUCAUUGAUUAUUACCAACGAGUUAUAUCUUCUAUCGGCGAUUGAAAGACUUGGAGCGGCAGCGAACAGGAUACUGACAUCCAGGCAGCAGCAGCAAAACCAGCUGUGAUAACCACAGGCAUGAUGGGAGUCCCUGUGUUCUGUGUGGUGGUGCUAGCAUUCAUCUGUAACAGCCACACCCUGGAAAUACAAAACCCUCUCUACAGGUUCAAAAGGUCUCAGGAAAAUAUCUCAUUAGAUCCCAUCGAUUGUGUGUCCAGGACCAAGCAGCAGGUCUUUACAAACUCUCACAACUUCUCUCUGGAUAUUCGGAUGCCUGGUGUUGUCCCAACUGAGUCGGACACUUACCUGUGCACAGCAUUUUCUCUGCCAACUAGUCGAGAUGCAUAUAUUGUGGACUUCAUGCCUCAUGCCAAUAUGGACACAGUUCAUCACAUGCUUCUGUUUGGCUGCCAGACUCCGGUGUCCUCCAGCAGCUACUGGGACUGUGGCGGUGUACAAGGCACGUGUGAGGAUGAAGCAUCCAUUAUGUAUGCCUGGGCUCGGAAUGCACCACCCACUAGAUUACCCAAAGAUGUUGGUUUUAAAGUUGGAAGAAGUUCUGGAAUGUCCCACCUUGUGCUGCAGAUCCAUUAUGGAGACGUCAGUGCUUUCAAAGACCAUCAUAGAGAUUGCUCAGGAGUUACCUUAAGAAUGACAUCCAAACUGCAGCCAUUCAUUGCUGGCAUAUACCUGCUCAUGUCUGUGGACACAAUUAUCCUUCCAGGAAAAAGAGUUACAAAUGCAGACAUCGCCUGUGAUUACACUUCAUAUCCCAUCUACCCGUUUGCCUUCAGGACCCACACACACCACCUUGGUAAAGUGGUCAGUGGCUACAGGAUCCGAGAAGGGAAGUGGAACCUGAUUGGGAGACAGUCCCCUCAGCUACCACAGGCUUUCUAUCCUGCUAACGAGGAGGUGAAUGUGAAGUAUGGUGAUACAAUUGCAGCCAGAUGUGUGUUCACUGGGGAGGGCAGAACCUUCAAAACAUAUAUUGGCGGUACCUCUGAUGAUGAAAUGUGCAACUUCUAUAUAAUGUACUACAUGGACAGCAAACAUGCCAUCCCCUACAUGAACUGCAUGGAGUCCGGCACCAAAGAUCUGUUCCAGCACAUUCCAGCUGAGGCCAACAUUCCCAUCGCUGUCAGUCCAGGUCAUAUGAACUCUAUGAUGCAUAUGGGGCACUCAACAGACCAUCAAGAUAACAAAUUGAUGUUGGAUGAAAACAAAGCAGAGCAGGCUCUGGAUCAGGACUACCAUUUGGAGCAAGUCUCAGCGUGGCCUCAAAGUUCUCUCCAGUUGGGUCAGGUGUCAGGACUUGCCCUCGACUCAGAUGCUAACUUGGUCAUUUUCCACAGAGGAGACCACCACUGGGGGUCAAGCUCUUUUAACAGCCAGGCUAGAUACCAGCAGAGGUCCCAAGGACCUAUUCAGCAGUCCACUAUUUUGGUUGUGGACCCAGCCAAAGGCAACAUUCUGAAGGCAUCUGGCAGAGAUAUGUUUUUUUUGCCUCAUGGAAUAACAACAGACAAGAAUAAUAAUUACUGGGUCACUGAUGUGGCUCUUCAUCAGGUGUUAAAAGUGAGCAGCGAUGGCAGAGACACAACGUUGCUGGCACUUGGAGAGGCUUUCACGCCAGGAAGUGACAACAACCACUUUUGCCAGCCCACUGAUGUGGCUGUAGACACUGAGACUGGGAACAUCUUUGUGUCUGAUGGCUACUGCAAUGCCAGGAUCCUGAAGUUCUCAGCUGAGGGCAAAUACCUGUCUCAGUGGGGUGCAGGCUCAUCAGAAAGGAAAAGGCGCAUACCGUUCCGGGUCCCCCACAGCCUGGUGUUCCUUCCUGACAGACAAGAAGUUUGUGUGGCUGACAGGGAGAACGGGCGUAUCCAGUGCUUCAUAGCCCAAACUGGAGAGUUUGUCAAGGAAAUAAAGAAAGAGGAGUUUGGAGGGGAGGUGUUUGCUAUCAGCUACAGCCCUGCUGGAGAUGGCUUUAUCUUUGCAGUAAAUGGGGAAUCUCCAUACCGCUCAACUCCACUCAGAGGUUUUGUAAUAGAUUAUUCAACCAUGGAUAUUUUGGAUACCUUCAACCCAGAGAAAAAGGAGUUUAAAAUGCCUCACGACAUAGUUGAAACCAGGGAUGGUAGCGUCUUUGUCGGGGAUGCAGGCAGUAAAUCAGUCUUCAAGUUCACCACUGACAAGUUACAUCGCUCUGUCAAGAAAGCUGGUAUCGAGGUUCAAGAACUUGAUGAAAUGGAGACAUUUGUCCGAACUAAGGUGAGGCCAGAGCACAACAUGUCAAAGACAGCAGCCAUCCAAGAGAAGCAAACUGUGUCUCUGCAGCCUCAACCACAGGAAGAGGCAGAAGAGGAGAAGAAGAAGAGUGCAGCAAAGCCAAACAGAGAGCACGGUGUACUCCCAGCUAUUAUCACCACCCUGCUGCUCAUCCCGCUACUGGUGGUCAUCUCCAUUGGACUCUUCAUCUGCUGGAGAAAAAACAACGCAUGUGAGGUGAAAACUGAACCCAGUUCUGUGCGAGGGAUCUUGGGAAAAAUAAGAGGUAAAGCUGUGGGCAGUCUGAACCUGGGGAACUUCUUUGCGUCCCAUAAGGGUUACAGUCGUCGGGGCUUUGACCAGCUGAGUACUGAAGGCAGCGACCAGGAGAGGAACGACGGGGACAGCAGCGACUCUGAGAAUGAGGAGUACUCUGCUCUGCCACCUCCUCCGUCCUCCUCUUAGACACUCGGGCCAGCCACCAACUUCCUGCUUACAUUGCCAAGAUGUAUAUUAUUCAUCAUGUGUGUAACUGUUGUGUUAGCUGCCAAUGUUAUUGUUUAUAUAUUUAAAAAUAUGUUGUAUAUAAAAAUAAUUUAGCAUCAUUUGGACAAUUUAUUUAAUCUUAAUUGAAUUAACCCACGGUCUUGAUACAGCCUUGUUGACACAAUUCACACAUAUCACUAUGACAGAUUGUUUUCCCCUAAUCCAACUGGCCUUCAGUAAAAUGAUCAACACAAUCCUCUGAUUCAGCCUUAAGACAAGAACAAGAACGUUCAAAGGACUUUCUUGAAAUGAGCAUCAGGAACUUGUAUUGUAAAGAGUUGAAAACAGAUCGAAGCCCAUUGCUGGAUUUUUAUUUUAACUCAUAGCACACUUCACAAAAUGACUUAACUAGAUGGAGAAUUUCUGUGACUGAAAGGUGUCAAGUAUUACACAGUUAGACAAUUGAUUCAUUUGUACUCAAAGCGACCUGUUUGAAACCUGAAGGGCUCCGUUUUCAUAGCGGCAGAGCAGCAUAUGCAGCACUGUGACAGUUUGCUUUGUUCCUGAUGAUGACAUUCGCUUCGCCGUCUGUUUGCCUGGUGCACAGGGACCACGAGAGGAAUCCCUCUCAAUCACUUAUGACGAGUGUGUCACUAUUCCCCAAAUCCGUGAUUGGAUUUUACUUUUGAUUUUAAGGUCACGAUUCCAUUCAAAUUUUGAUUAAAACAUUUCGCCAAACACUUUGCUGGGCGCUGUUUUCUUUGCUGAAGGCCCUAUUUGUUGCUGCAGUCUCUAAAUCUCCAGCAGCCUACAAACUGUAGUUUUUUCUGUUAACUACCUGUUCGUUGUUCACAUAACUCACUGGGAGGCCUAUGUUACUGCGUCCCUGAAGUCACCAGUCAGGGAAGCAGGAGGAUUGUUUCUAUGUCAACUCCGGCAGUGGUCAUUGGUUCUUGAAAAGUGCAGCUGCUGUCUACUGGUUAGCUACGCUGUGUCAUCUUUGAAGGGUUUUAUUCCUUUGAACACAUGCAACAAGGCGGGGGGGAGAGAAAAAACAACAGCAAGCAACAAUGUGACUACACAUUGUACCUUUAAGAUCAUUACAUUUCUGCAGACACUUGAAGGAAUCAGGACACAUGCAGCAGACUGCAGUUCCACUACGCAUGGCCCAAGAAAUACCUUGAUAACAGGCUGGCCAGUGAAACACAGCUGUUUAUGAGACAUCACAUGACCGGAGUUCAUGAAUCAAGUGCAUCAACUACAAGUUAUUAGAAAAAGUGGCAUUUCAUACAAAAUGUGGCCAUUUAACUCCUAAGAAGAUAAAAGACUGACAUUGUAUUGAAAUGAGGUGAUCAUGUAAAAUUGUAAUUGUAGUAAAUCCUGUAAAGUAUGUAAACCCCCCCCCCCCCCCACCACACAUCUGCCUCUGACAGAUGUGUGGUGCUGUGUUCACAUCGUGCCGCUCUGCACUAAACAGACAAAAAUCCGAUUUCCUGUAUAAGCAACUUGUCAUCUGUUCUUGUUGAGCUGUCGUACCUCACUGUGAUUGGCUUAGCUGUUUCAGAGAGAUGAGAGCAGUGAUUUGAUUGACCGUAUUUAUUAAUCACACUCAUCUUUAAUCCAAAAGUAGCGAGUGAGCUUAAAUGCAGUCCGUGGUCCAUAGAUCUUUGUGCUUGCUCCAUUAAGAUAGAGCCCGAAGAAAAGAAGAGAGACCUCCUGUUGGCUGUUUAUUUAGCUGUUCAGUGUUUUAGUUCAGCCGAGUCAGACCUGGACAUGAAUACAGUGUUUCAUGGAAUCUCAAUAUCUGAGUAAGAAUUAAAUCAAGCAGGAUUAAUUAUAGAUUAUAGAUUUAUUGUGAUGUUAGAAAUAAAUACUUUAACAACACUGAUAUAACAUAUAGUAUAGACCGUUUAGUUUUACUGGACAAAUGCAUCCUUCCUUCAAUAAAUCUAUUACAUGUGUUAAAGCAACACACACAGCAUUAGUUCAACAUGAUGUUUGGUCCAAGUUCAGUAACAUUUCACUUGUAAUUUUGUGCAUUCUUACAUCUGUAUGUUGCCUUUCUUCAGCACCUGCCAUUACAAAAUGUACCAUGGGAUGAGAACAGCUGCUGCUUGUAGAGCUUGUACUGUAUUGAUUUCUCUUCCAUUCAAGUGAACAGAAAAUGGAUGUUACUAUAUGUAUAUUUAUGUCUGUAUAUUUGUGUGAGUGUGUGUGUGCACGAUGCCAAUCAAACAGCCAAGUCUCAAGCACUGUAACUAUUACAACAAUCUUACAAACUUCCAAUAAUAUAAAGAAACAACAUGAAUUGAGAAAUAAUUGCUACAUACAUAUUGUAACUUAAAGGAACCAGAUCGGCCUGUUGGGAAGCUUUUAGCUCCUGACCAACAAAUCCUUGAUAUUUUUGUGCUCUCUUUUUAAAUGCACACUGUACUCUCACAACUUAUUUGAGUUGAGUAAUCCAAAGCAAAGAACAUUAUUGGUUUGGUGAUCCAGUAAAAGUGAAGAGUAGUGCACUGCAUGGCCUAAUAUUGUAGGGCUACAACUAAAAUAUUUUUCAUUGAUUAAUCUGGCAGUUUUUUCUGGAUCAAUUGUCUCAUCUAUAAAAUAUCAGACAAUAUUUGAAAGUAUCCAUCUUCAUUCCUGUGAGCUCAAAUUGAAAUAUUAAAAUAUCUUGUUUUGUCGGACCAUCUGUCCAAAGCAAAAGAUACUAAUGAUAUAGAUGACAGAAAACUAGCAAAUAUUCAGAUUUGAGAAGCGUGUGUAGUUCUGUAAUGCUUGUCUUCAUUAGGGCGGUCCUCAAGUGCAUGUCUGCGUUUAAUGGUUCUGUAUCAGCAGUGUGAUCUUUUGUGUAUUGUGAAUCGUGCACAGGUACAUCAGCUGUUGAAAAGUUCAUUACAAUGUUUCAACCUGGAAUUGUUUCUCAACUACACCUGAGUACAGGAAACAUGUUCACUCAAACCUACGCCACAAGUCAUUGGUUGUCAAUCAAAGUAUGUAAUUCAGUGAAAUCUGAAUCAAGGACAUGGGUAGCCCUAAUAACAAUGCAUCAAUUAAUGUCCAUUAAUAUAAGCUAAUCCACUACACACAUCAUACAAAAAUACACAGACACAGAGAUGACACAAAAAUGGUGGGAUGAAGAGUAUGUUGCUUUCCCAAUCAGAAUAUUCAGUUUAAUUCUGUAUCCUCGGGUUUCAUUUCAUUUCCUCAAUCUUUCAUCAACCUAUUCUUAAAUUUCAUCCUGUAUUCUCAGACCCUAAUCAAAUAUUUUGUUUGUACCAAUAUCUAUUACAUCUACCAUAUCUGUAUUUGUCAUACACUUUGUAUGAAUGAAUUCCUUAAUGGCAUGCACGAGAAAUUGCAUUUCCAAUGUUGCAGUCAUGUGUGGGCUAUCUGAUAUUUAUUUUGACAGCAUAAUUUGCAGCAAGAGUACUAUUUUCAGUAACUAUGUUAUUUGUGUAAUAAAGUAUCUGCAAAGUA